CCUUCCUUCAGAUGAAUCUGUGCUGGUUAACUGAAUCAGUCAUGGAGCUGCUGCUGCCGAUCCUUCUUGGCUUCCUUGCUUGUCUGGUCGGAGGGCUGUACCUUCUCAGAGUGUUCAGACAGCGGCGACCAGGAGAACCCCCCCUUGAUAAAGGGCUCAUUCCUUGGUUGGGUCAUGUCUUAGAGUUUCGCAGGAACACCUUGAAGUUCCUAGAGAGAAUGGAGAAGAAGCACGGUGAUAUAUUUACAGUACAGCUGGGAGGGUUUUAUAUUACAUUUCUCCAGGACCCUUUUUCAUUUGGGGGAUUCGUUAAGGAGAGUCGGGAGAAACUGGACGCUCGAAAGGUUGCUCUGCAUCUGGCGCACAGAGUGUUUGGAUAUAAAGCUGUUGAAGGGGAGCGUAGGAUUCUCCGCAUUUCCAGCAACAAGCAUCUGAAGGGGGAAGGUCUGCAAGAAGUCACCCAAGCUUUUAUGAGUAAUUUACAAAACAUGAUGUUGCACAACAUUGGAUCAGCUGCAGAGGACAGGACCUGGAAAGAAGAUGGACUGUUCAGGUACAGCUACAAUGUUGUUUUCAGAGCUGGAUAUUUGGCCUUGUUUGGCAAUGUGCCACCCAAGUCUGAACAAAGUGAGGAGAAAGCCAAAGAGAAAGACAGAGCUGAAUCAGAAGCUUUGUUUCAUGAGUUUCGUAAAUAUGACCAGCUCUUCCCCAGACUGGCGUAUGGGGUCCUCCCACCGAUGGAAAAGUUGGCUGCAGAGAGGUUGAAGACAUACUUCUGGGAUGUUCUGUCAAUCCUGAAAAUGAAAACCAAGGACAAUAUCAGUGGCUGGGUGUGGGACAUACAGCAGGGUAAAGAGGAGAUGGGUAUCGAUAUGUCAAUGAUAAACAGAUACAUGUUAGUGCUUCUUUGGGCCUCUCAGAGCAACAUAGGGCCUUCUUCAUUCUGGCUGCUCCUCUUCCUCAUGAAACACCCAGAAGCCAUGAAAGCAGUGAAGGAAGAGGUGGAUAAAGUUCUGAAAGAAUCUGGACAGGAGGUCCGGCCUGGUGGUCCUAUGGUCAACUUGACCCCUGAAAUGCUGUUGAAAACACCGAUCCUGGACAGUGCUGUCGAAGAGAACCUCCGACUCACUGCUGCACCCCUCCUCACCCGGGCAGUGAUAAAGGACAUGACCUUCAAGAUGGCUGAUGGGCGUGAAUAUUUACUUCGCAAGGGUGACAGAAUUGCAAUCUUUCCUUUCAGUUCUGUCCACCAUGACCCAGAGAUCCAUCCUGAGCCGCACUCAUUCAAAUAUGACCGCUUCCUGAAUCCAGACGGGACCAAGAAAACUGAUUUUUACAAAGCGGGAAAGAAGGUAAAAUAUUACACCAUGCCCUGGGGAUCCGGGGUCUCCAUGUGCCCUGGCCGUUUCUUUGCCACCAGUGAGCUGAAACAGUUUGUUUUCCUCAUGUUGGUCUAUUUUGAACUUGAGCUGAUGAAUCCUGAUGAGAAGAUUCCUGAAACUGACGUCAGUCGAUACGGUUUUGGAACAAUGCAACCUGUCAGAGAUGUCCAGUUCAGAUACAGACUCAGAUAUUAAGCCAAUCAGAUAAAAAGAAAACUCUUAUCUUCAAACACCUUUUUUUGUAUAAUUCUUUUGAUGAUACAUGGAGACUUAUAAAAUGAAGCAUGGGAACACAUGUAUUGCAGAUUUUCUGGUACAUUUUCCAUAUGCAAAUUAAGUAGAAUUUUUCUAAAAAUCAGUGCCAGCCAUUCAUCUCCUUCGGCUUAUCCAGUCCAGGAUUGCAGUGGGAUUGGAGCCUUUUCCAACUGCUAUAGGGCAAGAGGCUGGAUACACAAUGGAGAGAAAACAGAUUUGUUUUUUUGUUCUUAAAAUUUCUGAUUUUUUAAUUUUUUGUGAUUCUGCUUCUGCACACUUUGUUACUCUGUGAAUAAAUGAGGCUUUAAUUGGAAUAAGUCUACAUGUGUAUUACAUUUGUACUGGUCUCAUUACAUAUGUACAUCCGUUCAUCUACUCUGGUUUGUUGAGGUUAGCAGAGAGUUUCAUAUGGAGUUCUCUGGUGGGAAGCCUCCAGAACUGACCUCAGCACACUUGUUAUUCAUAGUAUAUUUGGUUUUCUUUUAUUUGAUUGGUUAUAUUUGUUAUUUCUAGGGUUUUGUAUCUUCUUCAGUUUUACCCAUUGCCAUGUAGAAACACAUCUAUCUGCAAGCCACAUGGUCUGUUUUGUCAUUUGCAUUAUCUGUAACUGAACUAACUCCUCCCAGGUGCCAGCUUCUUUAUUUUGAUAGUGCAGCAGUCAAAAGUAUAUAGAAAAGAGGGGAGUGAGAACAGGGAAAGACACACAGCAAAGGGCCACCAUUGAGCUGUAUAGAAUACGGUCACCUGCUAAGCCAGUGGGGUUUAAUCUUGGAAUUCAAAACAAUAAAGUCAUGACCCAAACAUU
Molecule: messenger RNA, 2442 nt
Organism: Oreochromis aureus
Lineage: Eukaryota; Metazoa; Chordata; Actinopteri; Cichliformes; Cichlidae
Product: 5-beta-cholestane-3-alpha,7-alpha-diol 12-alpha-hydroxylase-like
Exons: 1
Coding region: 12-1577 (521 amino acids)
Molecular function (GO): iron ion binding; sterol 12-alpha-hydroxylase activity; heme binding
Source: RefSeq, a predicted model, not a curated record